AUGCCGCAAAGGCGACAUCAUGAUCUUCGUGGAAAUCUUUAUGUAAAGUUUGAUGUAGUCUUCCCAAAUGAUCACUUUUUGGAAGACGACACGAAGUACAAGAAGAUUGAAACCGCAUUCCCACCACUCAGGAAAGUUGCAUAUCCGUCGAAUUGUGAAGAGGUGUCUUUGAUGGAAUACGAUGAGAAGCGGUAUCGUGGCGGCAGAGGAGGAGGACAAGCUUAUGAAGAAGACGGAUCGGAUGAAGAAAUGGGUGGUCAUCACGGGCCUCAGGUGCAAUGUGCACAAAGCUAGAGUCAUUCUCAAAUCUUCUCGUUUUUUUCUUAUUUUCUCUCGAAUCAUUUGGCGAUACUAUGCUUUGAUUGUGAUCUUUAGAUACUAAUGACUUGGUGAAAUUGUAUUCAGUAGUUAUUCGAAUGAAUGUGCUGUUUAACGCUGUCCUGAAAACAUUUGCUGAAAAUGAAUGUCGUUUACUUCAUUUAAAUCGCUUGUAUAGUAUUCUUUCUUGCUUCUGCAAAAUACUAGCAAAUUGUUUAGUUUUCUCAUCAUAGCUAAUGUACUAGUGAUGAGUCCAGGUAAAUUGAUUGACC
This is a messenger RNA of Cylicocyclus nassatus, 590 nucleotides long. Lineage: Eukaryota; Metazoa; Nematoda; Chromadorea; Rhabditida; Strongylidae. The record is from the annotation of a GenBank genome assembly.